GUGGUAUUGGUGGUAUGUUUGCUGUUAUGGUUUGGUUUCCCUUAACUUAAAAUAAUGUAGAUUAAACAAAAUGUUUAAAGCAAUAAUUCCUAUAUUUUUCAUACAGGCUGCUUUUCUACUAAUAAAAGCAGAACCUACAUUGGAAGACAUUCCGUCAUUACCAUACUGUCCAGAUAAGAAUGGAUCAGGGUUGGUGUUGGUCAGUACUUUAGAUGGAAAUUUAUCUGCGGUAAAUUCAACGGGAUCUUUAAUUUGGCAAAUCCAGACUGGCCCUGGACCAUUACUUACUUCCAAUAUUCAUAAAUUGGAGUUGACCAACAAUGGAGAAUGGAUACGUAUCAUUCCGUCUUUAACUGGUACUUUAUACAAAUUCGAUGGUUCAACGAUAGAUCCCAUACCUAUAACUGCAGAAAGUUUGCUCAAGUCAUCUUUUCGAUACUCUGACGAUCUCGUCAUUGCAGGAGGGAUUGAAGUUAGAACUUACGGCGUUGGAUUUCGGAGUGGUAAAUUGAUUUAUGAAUGUACAUCAGUGAAAUGUUCAAAUACAGACAGUCAAAAUGUUGAUGACAUGCUUCUGAUUGAAAGAACAACUCAUACUAUUCGUGCUGUCGAACCUAAUACGGGAUCUGAAAGAUGGAACUUUAGUGUUGGUCUCCAUAAUAUAAAACUUCCUAGAAUCAGUUGUAUCGAUGGCCAUACCAAAUUAUUUGAUUGGAAUUUAACUGCAGUAUUACCUGAAGGGAAACUUAAAGCAUCGACAAUAUUAAAUAAUGUAGAACAUAGUUGGCAGUACACAUUUACUUCACCCAUAGUAAGAAUUUGGAGAUGGAGUGGCAAAAAUUUGACAGAGGUUAAUCUAUUUGCCCCAAAUAAUAUUCCAAAUCUUAUAAUCUCUUCAUCAUAUUUACCUUCUAUUUACAUCGGAAUGCAUAACAGACAGUUGUACAUUCAUGAAUCGACCAUCAUGCAAGAUAUAUUACAUGGUCAAGCAAAUAAUGAUCUAGCAGUAACUGAAAGUACCAGUAUCACUAAAAUUCCCUGGAAACCGAUUUCUGCCUCUUCAAAAGUGACAGAAGAUGAUUCUACAGCAUUGUCAGUGCUAAAUUUGUCGGAGUAUGCUAAUGAUAAUGGUUAUUAUUUAUACACAGAAGCAGAUCUUCGUAAGAAAGACAAAUUAUUGUGUGAUACUAAUAGCAGCAUUUUAGGGGCUAUAAAUGAAAACGAAGCUAUGGAUGAUAUUGUGGGGUAUUAUUCAAUGUUUUUGUGGUGGAAAGAAUUUUUUCUUAUGAUGAGCACCAUUAUAAUAUGCCAUUUUCUGUUCCGAUUUUGGAUGCAGCAUUAUCACAAGCAGGAGGUUAUAAUAAUAGAGAAACCUGUGGAAGCCCAUAUCACCACAGAAAGACAAUUAUCUGAGAAAGAACCGUUUUCUUCGCCGUAUUUAAAUGACUUUGAAACUAUUCGUUGUAUUGGAAAGGGUGGGUUUGGACUCGUUUUCGAAGUUAAGAAAAAAAUUGAUGAAUGUUCUUAUGCUAUUAAGAGAAUCACUUUACCAAAUGAUCAAAAAGCGAGAAACAGGGUGAUGAGAGAAGUUAAAGCAUUAGCAAAAUUAGACCACAAAAAUAUUGUGCGAUACUUCAAUUCUUGGGUAGAGCAUCCGCCGUUAGGCUGGCAACAGGAACAUGAUAAAAAAUGGCUAAAUUCUUUGUGUGAUUCGUCUUCUAUGUUUUCCGAAGAGAAUACUACAACUGUAGCAACACCAAAUCACACAUAUAAAGCAAAACGAAGUAAAUCUGCCUCCGUUAGCAUUGACAUUCCAAUUAAAAGUUUCGAAGAGAACCCUGUAAAUUUUGAUGAGGACCAUGACAAUGAUAGCGACGAUUCUUAUAUAGUUUUUGAAAAUAACACCCAAAACCAUGAGAACUUUAAUUCUGCGCAUGUUACUUUCAAAGAAGACUAUUGUAAAAGUGUAUCAAAUGAAGCCACAAUUUCUUCCGGAAUUGAAACAACACACAAUCUUUCACCAGUCAUCGGCCAUAUGAAGAAGAAAAUUGAUUGGAAGCGUCCCGGAAGACGACAUCAUUCUUGGGAUUUGACAACAGAAAAUAAUGCUAUUACCAAAAAAUACAACAAGAUCCCUCCAGUUUAUUUGUAUAUCCAGAUGCAGUUAUGUCAAAAAGAAAGUUUAAAAGAAUGGUUGAACACAAAUCAAGAAAGGGACUAUAAUACAGUUUUGAAUAUAUUUUUGCAAAUACUAGAUGCUGUAGAAUAUGUUCAUUUGAGUGGCCUCAUCCAUCGAGAUUUGAAGCCUAGCAACAUUUUUUUCGCUUUGGACGGGCAAAUAAAGGUGGGAGAUUUUGGACUAGUAAAAGACAUGGACGACGCUUUUGACUUGGAAAUGAUAAAAAAGGGCCAUUCACCUGCUUAUCGUGGUCACACAGACAAAGUUGGAACACAGCUGUAUAUGAGCCCUGAGCAGUUUCACAGUCGCAUUUACGAUUAUAAAGUAGACAUUUAUUCAUUGGGAUUAAUAUUUUUUGAGUUGCUAGUUCCUUUUUCUACCGAUAUGGAGAGAAUUAAGAAAUUGUCGGAAGUGAAGGAGAAUAAAUACCCAAAAUAUUUUUCAAAGGAAUAUCCCAACGAGUACAUUCUUCUACAAUGUAUGCUGUGCAAGGACCCAAAUAAACGAUUAACAACUAUCGGCAUCAAAUCAAGACCACCGUUCAACAAAACGGAUCCAAAUUAUAACGAGGAUUCUCAUUACCGUUUGACAAAUUUCCAGAAAAAUUAGUGUUUUAGACUUUUAUUGUUCUCAUAUUUUUAUUUAUAUAUUAGAGUUCAUUUUUAGUGUAUUAUAAUUAGAUCUUUUUUUUUCCAGUGUGGACUGGCUAACUGUGAUUUACAAGCAAUUUAAAUUAUUCACGUUAAGGCAAUGUUCUUUUUUUUUUUGUUAUAAAAUUAUACUGUACCUUUAGGUACUUACUUGUAAGAGAUACCUAUAUGUGAUAGUUGUGAAAUUAGUUUUCACAUUUAUAAGUAUUCGGAAAUAUUGAACGAAUGUAUUUACAUAUAUUUCAAUAUUUUUUACUGAUAGACUAGAUAUUAUUUAAGUU
Messenger RNA from Anoplophora glabripennis (Asian longhorned beetle), 3110 nucleotides. RefSeq names its product eukaryotic translation initiation factor 2-alpha kinase (gene PEK). The coding region runs from base 71 to 2788 and encodes 905 amino acids. The transcript is spliced from 10 exons. The record is from RefSeq and is a predicted model, not a curated record. Gene Ontology annotation, molecular function: protein binding; ATP binding; protein kinase activity. Gene Ontology annotation, biological process: protein phosphorylation. Lineage: Eukaryota; Metazoa; Arthropoda; Insecta; Coleoptera; Cerambycidae.